ACAUUAUAAUUACCUAUUCUUAUAAUUUUCUGUAUAAUCUUCAAUGUAACAAAGAUCAAAAAAAUAAAUCUUGAAAAAAAGAAGAUAUAACUUAUUUGAAAAAAUAUAAUAUGGUGGAUUGUUAUUCAUUAAUAUCUCUAGUGAUUAUUAUUUUUGCUCAUGAGUUAUUUGCUGAAACUGUUAAGAACUGUGAGUAUAAUCAAUCUUUAGAAUAUAUAUUAAUACUUUUUAACAGACGGUUGAUACGCAUAAAUUUUUAUUUAAAUAACUUUGUACAAAUCUAAGGAUGACUUUCUACAUACUGACCUAUUUAAAAUGGGAACUAUAUUUCCAAAUUAAUUUAAAUUUCCAGCAGAGACUCCCAAUAUGGGUUCUAAUAAAACUUUGAAGCUGAUUGAGAAAAUAAGACGACAACUUAUGAAAGACAACUAUGAUUACCUGGAGUCAGAAGAAGAUGCCACCACACCGACGGCAGUAGAUAACCAACAAUCGACUACCAAGCACCACGAUCAUCGUAAUGAUUCAAUUAAAGUUUUUGGCCACCAAGGCAAAGCUGUGGCGCGACCAGAACAAUAUAAUGGACGCAUAGACGAACGUCACGAUAGAAUAAACCAAAAUCUGGACGCUCUCAACAUAUUCCCCGACCAAAGUGAUGACGAAUUAGAUAAGCUUCUCAACGAAAGUGAUAAAUAUGCUGACAUUACAGCUUUCAAACCGCCAGAGUUCAAUAGUAAAGAUUACCCUAACUAUCCAGACUUACAAAGAUCUACCAAUCGAAAUCAAAAUCACAUGAACGUGUCUCCUAAUCGUGGACAUAAAUCAACGGACCUGAUAUCUAAACAAAUAACUGGUUCAACUGCUAAUCGAAACAACGGUGAAUUAGACGCAUUCGAUCAAGGGGACGAUCGUUCAGAAAGAAAUAAAUAUCCCAAGCUGUCGGAAACUUACAUUGAGUAUGAAUCAUCUCCUGCAAAGACAUACAAUUUUCACAAACAAGCUUACGGUAAAAAAGAUGCGAUACCACGUAUUGUAGACUCCUGGAUACACAAUUAUGCGCCGAUUAAGCACCGUGGCUUUAGUGUAUCCCAACGAGACUUAUUGUACUACAUGGAUGACAAGAGGAUGCGCCGGAAAGGUGAAAUGGACGGUUUCCCAGUAGAAAAUGCAACCUCUGCUGAAUCAGAUGAUUAUAUCCAAGAUGUAACCAAUGAUACCACACCGACAGCCAAGUACAAGGUGAUAAAAGUCAAAGGUGCUAAAGAUAACCCGAGUCGACGGAAUAUGGCGAUCCGACGUUUUGUGGAAGAGAAGAAAGAUGACGAAGUCGCAAUAAUCCGACUGGAUGAUGGACCAUUCCCUCAGUUCACACUGCCACGCUCGCGUCGACAGUAUAUGUAUAGAGCAGACACGGGGCUUAACGGCACAAUGACAGAUUCCGACACCAGCUAA
Messenger RNA from Diatraea saccharalis (sugarcane borer), 1449 nucleotides. The record is from the annotation of a GenBank genome assembly. NCBI's taxonomy places the organism in Eukaryota, Metazoa, Arthropoda, Insecta, Lepidoptera, Crambidae.